AUGGAUUUACUUGAUAAGGCGCUGGCAAAGGUUGGGGGUUACAAACGCGUUCAGAUUGUACUAACUGUCAUCGUGUCCCUUGGUGUUUACACCACCUGUACCUUCCACCCACUCGCUAUUGUAUUCAUCGGAUGGGAGCCAAGUCAUGUGUGUAAAGAUUUAUCGAGUUUGGACAAUUCUGAAAGGGAAAUAUUUUCUCAAGAUAAUAUUCACUCAUUUUUCGAAGAUUUGAAUUAUAAUAAAACCAUAUUUACGAAUAAUUUCUCAAUAGUAUUAAAUAAGAGUAAUAAUAUAGAUAAUUAUAGAAAUUUUAAAUGUUCGUAUUUUACUCAAAAAUUCUUUUCAAAUUUUUCCGACUCGGUUGAAAAUAUAUCGGAAUUGAUAGAAGUGAAAUGUAAAACUGGAUGGCUCUACAACAACCAUGGCUACCUAACAGCCGUGGAAGAAUGGAACCUGGUAUGCGAUAGGAACUACUACACGGAUUUAUCCCAGAUAUUAUUUCAGUUUGGAUCUCUAAUUGGAGAGUGCACACUCUCAUUUUUGAUUGAUAGAUACGGAAGGAGAACAUCCCAUGUUAUAUCACACGCCAUCGUCUGCCUGCUAGGAUUGAUCCUAAGUUCUUCAUACAACUUUCAUGUCUUCCUAGUCCUUCGCAUGUUAAUGGGCGUUGUUAACCCGAUGAAUUCGACAUCUGGUUUCAUGUACAUAAUAGAGUUGUUCGACUCUCAGCACAGGACCUUGCCGGCCAUGGCUUCUCAACUAUUAGUUGUUCCUAUGACAUUGCUGCUGGGGCUUGCAGCUUAUUACGUCACGAACUGGAGGUAUUUUCAAAUCAGCAUCUCGUUAGCGUCUGGGUUUAUGGCUAUUGUCUGCUUUUUCAUACCAGAAUCAGCCGCUUGGCUAGCAAUUAGAGGGCAGGUUAAAAAGGCAGACACAAUAAUGAGGAAGAUGGCUAAGUGGAAUGGAAUAGAGUUAACACCACAAAUCAAAUUACUGAGAAGGAUAAGCGUUAACGUAUCGUACGAUACAAUCAUCAACGACAUCAUCAUCGUCGAUAACGAUACUACUACUACUGCUGCUGCUACUGCUACUGCUGCUGCUGCUACUACUACUACUAAUACUACAAACAGCGCUAUUGUUACACUAGUGAACGAUCUAACUCAUCAUAAAGAUGAACUUACGGCAUUUCCCUCAACAUCACCGAAUGCAUCUAGAUUGAGUAUUUCGAAUUGGAAGCCAAAACUAAGCAUUUCAAGUCUAUCUCCCAGUGUUUCUCCUUCGAAAAGAAGCCGACUCUCCUCCAUCUUUGAGGAUAAGAUUAAAAAUAUAAUUCUGCCUAACUUUAAGGAUUUGUUCCUGGACCUCGUUCUUUUGAAAUUUUUAAUGGUCUCAAGUUUGUUAUGGUUCUCUACAACAUUCGUCUUUUCCGGACUCAUGCUUUCGUCGGCCAGAUUAGGCAGUGAAAGAUUUCUAAGUUUCACAAUCAUGGCGCUGCUUCAAAUUCCCGCCAUUUUAAACUGCACCUAUUUCACUAACAGAUUUGGCAGACGUAUCUUCGCCUUCUCCACUCAACUGUUUUGCGGGAUUUUCAUUGGGGUAGUCGUCAUUACACCUGCAAAGAUCAAUGAUUUCGAAACGAAACCGAUAAAGUUGGUGCUAACAUUCGCGUCUUACUGUUUCAUUGCUUCUGCCUUCAGAACUGUCCUCUUCUAUUCUAAAGAACUUUUUCCAACUUCACUUAGAGGCACAAGUAGCGGUGUUUGUCAAAUUUGGGGACGAGUUGGCGCCAUCUUGGGUCCAUUCGCAGCCUAUUUGUUGAAGACAGAUAAAUAUUGGCUGCCCAAUGUAUGUUACUGCAUCGUUUGCAUUUCGACGAGCUUUCUUGUUCUACUUUUGCCUGAAACGAUGGGCCUACCCUUGCCACAAACUGUCAAAGAUUGUCACGAUAUGUAUAAAAAGAAGAAAGAUACUACUACUACUGCUGCUACUACUACUACUACUACAGCUGCUGCUUCUACUACUACUAAUAAUAAUAAUAAUAACCUUAAUAAUAGUAAUAUUAAUAAUGAUAAAACCAACAGUCAGAUAAUGUAACAUGUACGUACACUGCAUUCUCAAAUGUUGACUCCACUUUCUCCUCAAUUUUCUUCUUCUCCUUCCCCCUCUGGUCCAUAAUGUGGCAGUCGUUGACUGUUUGUGGUAAUGGCAAGCCUGCGUAAAAUUAGGUAAGAGUAGGACGAGGAAACUUGUUGAAAUGCAAAUGAUGCAGUAGCACACGUUGGGCCGCAAAACAGCCUGAAAUGCCGCCCAAACGACCAAAAACCUGGCAUAUACCGCUGCUUGUCCCCCUUUGAAUUUGUAUAACAACGACAAUAAAAAGAAGAAGAAGAAGAAAAGGAGAAGAAGAAGAAGAA
Messenger RNA from Helobdella robusta, 2414 nucleotides. RefSeq lists its product as hypothetical. The transcript has 18 exons. Gene Ontology annotation, cellular component: membrane. The coding region runs from base 1 to 2094 and encodes 697 amino acids. Gene Ontology annotation, biological process: transmembrane transport. Gene Ontology annotation, molecular function: transmembrane transporter activity. Lineage: Eukaryota; Metazoa; Annelida; Clitellata; Rhynchobdellida; Glossiphoniidae. The record is from RefSeq and is a predicted model, not a curated record.